UGAUUAAUUGUUUUAAACUUUCGAAUACAUUGUAGUGUAAGUUGAUCACAUAUGAUCUCAAACAUUCUCCGUAGCUUUGGACAUGAUAUGUUAUUUCAUACAGGCGUUGUCUAUUAAAGAAGAUGGGCAAGGCGAAAUCAAUGUGAUUAUUGCCAUUUAAACUUGCAAUUUAUCUCAGUAUACUUAAAGCCCUGGAUAAUAUGUAUUCACGUUGAUGUAGAAUGAAUAAAUAUUCAGUGGAUGUAAGGAAUAAAUUAAAUAAUAUCAGAAAUAAGGAACACGUAAACAAAUUGGAAACAUGGAUGACUCAACAACUUCUUACAAUGACGUUCAUUCACACAUUGGCGUUUACAACGUUACGUCAAACAUGAAUGAUAGCCAUGGGACACAUGUAUACUAUGACGAAAACUAUGAUGAAUCUUAUGACGGAUAUUACGAAUACGUUUAUGACGAUCAUCUUUAUGAAAUAUUCAAUUUUGAACUUCCAAUUUAUGGAUAUAUUUGGCCAGUUCUUGUUUUAUUCACAACGUGCUGCAACUUCAUUGUGAUUGGUGGAUUUUUGCGCAAACGCAUGCGCAAUGCGACCAAUUUGAUUUUGGUUUUCAUAGCUCUUUCAGAUUCGCUUACAGGACUUGUGACGUUGCCGGCAACGUUUCAUAUUUUCACGAAUAAAAAUUUUGCCCUCACAAAGGACUGGUGCAAUGUUGCUAUGAUAACUCGUCUAUAUAUUUCGCGUGCUUUUCAUACCAUAUCUGUUUGGGAAACACUGCUCCUAGCUUUUCAUAGAUUUCUGCAAAUUCGUCAUCCAAAUCUUGGUAAGAAAGUGUGCACAAUGCCUAAGACAUUAUUUGUUAUUUUAGUAAUAUACCUUGCAUCGUUUGGCUUACAUAUAUUCCAUGCAUUUGAUAUAAAAGCCGAGGAAGGAUUCUGUCAAUGGAGUAUUAGGGAACCAUGUGGAUGGGCGUGUGUUUACAUGUGGCUUACUUUACUUCUGAGCCACAUUCUUCCGUCACUUGCAAUAGUUGGAUUGGCCGUGAUUUUGAUUACAACCCUGAAUACAUUCAAACGUGAGUCAUUUGUGACUAAUCGUUCAGGACGACGAAAACAGACGCAAAGGAACGUAACUAUAGUCGUGAUUCUGAUUGUCGUAAUAUUCCUUGUGCCAGAACUGCCUUACGGCAUAUUUUACUUGAUCACCGUCAGUCUAAAUCACUCGGGAAAACGGAUAUUCCCGCUACGCACCAACAGGCUUAUCCACUGUAUUUAUGAACUUUUUCUUAUUGUUAGUUUUCAUCUGAACUUUUGGGUUUACUGCAUUAUGAUUCGGAGUUUUCGUUCGUGUAUCAAAAGUUUGUUACGUCUAGUGACCUGUCGACCCGCGAACUUCGAACGACUAGAAGGGGAAGUGACGUCAUCGAGUGGCGGAGGUCUAGAAUUAGCUGGAAUGACUACUGAAACAGACUCGAAUCAGAACUAAUUUCUUAAGUCGCCCCAGUAAAAUAUUUCAUAAACUAUGUAGUAAUUACAAUGUAAAUAUUUUACUAAGUUUAAACAGAAAAGUGCCAAAAUAAGCUGUUUUCGUGGUUUUCCUAAGAGGUAAAUCAUCUAAUUAAUCACAGUAAUAUUCAUAUUCAUUUUAUGGGGUUUUAAUGACUUUAUAAUGAGCUUCGGAUCUGAGCAUUAUUUGCUUCGAAUAUUCAUUUUGUGAUUUUAUCAAUAUUUCUGAAGUAUAACCCAAAACUGUAUCGGUAUAAAAAAAGUGUUGUACAUAUUUUGAAUAUCAGAAGUUUAUGAUACAAAAAUAUUUUAGUUCACUUUUUUCAUCCUUUCAAAGUAAACGACCAAUGACCAUUUCUAUCCAGAGCCAGACAAGAGAGAGAAAUAGAAUCCAAAACGGCAAUAUUGAAAAUGUUGCAGUCUCGCUUUGAUUGAGUCUGUUUGUGGACGGUACUGGAGAGUGAAGGCUACUGUCCAUGCCCUCUAGCUUGCUUGGGCUUAAGCAGAAUUUAACAUUUAAACAUAACAAUAAAUUUUGGAAUUUAGAAACAUCCGCACAUGUGUUUAUACGGCGGUUAUCAUGGAACAUUCAAUGAGAAGCCUUAGUGCCAUUCUAUAAAAAGUGGCGUAUUGUCCUCAAGUACAGAAUGCAUGUGUCAUCAACAAGAAAACAGUGGGCAAAUCUAAGUAAUAUAUAGCUUAAUUUUUGAGGAUCAGAAGUUAUGAAGCCUGCAUAUCAAAGAUAUGCUGUCAAAAGACCAAUUCAAAAAACAGGGCAUAUCCUUGGGGCGAUAAUACAGUAUUUAAGUCAGGAAAUAGAAAAAAAAACAAAUAUAAAGAACUAAAAGUGCGACAAACAUAUCAAUAAUGUCAUGUUUAAAGAUAUUUAAGGAUCAUAAUACAUGUACAGCAUUUCUGAUUGUAUAUUCUUGACGACUUUUCUACGGCCUCUACACAGCACAAUCUAUGCUGAUAUGGCGAUAAAAAUAGAAAGAAUCUCUAAUGAAAGUCCAAAACGUCAAAGUUGAAAAUAUUCGGUUUGAGUGAUCGAAAGUCACUCUAACUUGUAAUCUGAUCUCACUAUUUAUAUUGUUGGCUGCUUUGAUGUCAAAGACCUUCAAAUAACAACAGACAGUUCGACUUAAAAGACUGACGAGUACAGUAUAAUAUACAAAUAACAAUAAUACACUACAAAUACAAAUUAGUUUUAAUUGAAAAGCAUUAACCAAAAAUAACCUAAAUGGUACAGAGCAAAAAUAACAUAAAAGAGAUAAUUGAAAAUUGAAAAUUGUAAUAGCAUAUUUAUACUGACACAAGUUUGGCAAUUAAAAUUGUUUCUUGUGUUGUUUGUAUUAUAAAUUCAUAAUGCAUGUAUUAGUUUAUCUC
This is a messenger RNA of Ruditapes philippinarum (Manila clam), 2883 nucleotides long. Its product is annotated as sex peptide receptor-related protein 2-like. Bases 299 to 1477 code for a protein of 392 amino acids. Gene Ontology annotation, molecular function: G protein-coupled receptor activity. Gene Ontology annotation, biological process: G protein-coupled receptor signaling pathway. Gene Ontology annotation, cellular component: membrane. The record is from RefSeq and is a predicted model, not a curated record. NCBI's taxonomy places the organism in Eukaryota, Metazoa, Mollusca, Bivalvia, Venerida, Veneridae. The transcript has 2 exons.